GGCGGUAAUGACCCCAACUUGGAUGUCUGCCAACCGCCAAUAAACACCGAAGAAGAAAAAGACCAAUCACCGCCGCAGUGUGCUUUGUUCACUUCCGGCUAUUCAAUAAAGUUUAUCCAGCUUCUGCAGACAUGGGCGCUGUUACAGAUGAUGAAGUUAUUCGGAAACGUCUUCUCAUCGACGGGGACGGAGCUGGUGAUGAUCGUCGAAUCAAUGUGCUGCUGAAGAGUUUCACCAAAUGGUGCAACUCGCCUGGGACCCCGGAGGAAGGCUUCACGCAGAGGAUGCAGAGCACACUGGCCCAGUGCGAGUUCUCCAUGGGGAAGACGUUGAUGGUUUAUGACAUGAAUCUAAGGGAAAUGGAGAACUAUGAGAAAAUCUACACUAACAUAGAACAAAACAUCACAUCAGCACAUGAGAAGAUAGCAGAAUGCAAAAAGGAAAUACAGAGGGCAAAGAGGAUACGAAAAAAUCGCCAAGAGUAUGAUGCUUUAGCCAAAGUUAUCCAGCAGCACCCAGACCGACACGAGACAUUAAAACAGUUGGAGGCGCUUGACAAAGAACUCCAGCAACUGUCUCACAUCAAGGAGAAUGUGGAUGAUAAGUUGGAGUUAAGGAAGAAGCAGUUCCACGUGCUACUGAGUACCAUACAGGAACUACAGCAGACUCUCGAGAAUGAUGAAAAAUCAGACAAUGACGACAACAGCCAGGAGAGCCCAGCAGAGAAUGGUGAAUGAACGUUUAGGUCCUGAGUAGAAUGAAUGCAGCGGAUCGCUGUUAAAUGAUUUUGUAUUUGUCCCUGAAUCUUUUUGUAUGUAUUGUUCAAUAAAGUUGGCUUGUCUACGUU
This is a messenger RNA of Hippoglossus stenolepis (Pacific halibut), 847 nucleotides long. RefSeq names its product THO complex subunit 7 homolog. Lineage: Eukaryota; Metazoa; Chordata; Actinopteri; Pleuronectiformes; Pleuronectidae. The record is from RefSeq and is a predicted model, not a curated record. The transcript is spliced from 8 exons. Gene Ontology annotation, biological process: mRNA processing; mRNA export from nucleus. Gene Ontology annotation, cellular component: THO complex part of transcription export complex. Bases 132 to 737 code for a protein of 201 amino acids.